AUGUCUGGGUCAGACCAUCUCUGCGCCGAUUGUCAACGACUAAGCCUUGAAGGAUUGAAAGACACAUUUGAUCUUUGUCACGAUAUCAGACCACUCUACAGAAAGGCAGAAGCAUCAGAUUCUACGCGAUGCGACAUGUGUGCUCUUGUCUGGAGGUCUUUGAGGGUCCACCGCCGAAGAAUACCACUGGAUGAGGAUACUUAUGUGACUUGGCCCGUCUCGAUGUACUCCGAACGAGCCGAUUCUUCAUUCGAGCAUGUUAGAGUCCUCGCAGCUCGUGGGGUGCCAUUUCCUAUGCGAAUUCGAAGUGGCGACUUUUGGCAUUAUGAUCUCGACGAAGAACCUGGAUUUGCUUGGGGAUCUUUGACCCUGUAUAGAGGUCCAGGGGAUUCCUGUGAUCUCGGCGGAGAAAAUUUCAGGCAUCAACUGGUAGGACAGAAUGCUGGAGCCCCGGAUUGUCUUCAUCUGGUGUCCUCAUGGGUGGAAAGUUGUGAUAAGAGCCAUGGCACAGUGUGCUUCACUGGGAAGGCCAGACAGCCAACUCGGCUUAUCGAAGUCGCCGCUGAGGACGGCUCUGCAUCCCUGAGAUUGAUAACAUCACCAGCCUACGCAGCCGAGAGAUACGUAGCGCUCAGCUACUGCUGGGGGCAAGAUCCCACGCUCCGACUCGAGAUGGACAAUAUAUCAGCGCUGCAUGAAUCUAUUAAUAUGGAGAAUCUCCCACAAACCAUCCAGGAUGCCAUAUCUCUCACGAGAUAUUUAGGCAUUCGCUAUUUAUGGGUCGACGCACUUUGCAUAAUUCAAGGACGAAACAAGACGGCCAAAGCAGAUUGGACCCGCGAAUCCAAUCGAAUGCAUGACGUUUACGGGGGUGCGUGGCUCACAAUCGUAGCCGCCGCUGGAGCAUCGUCAGAUGCAGGGUUAUUCGUGAAUAGACCAGCUCAGGAUGACUUAUUCAGCAAAGGCAUACGCAUUCCGGUAGAAUCGGGAAAGCUCGAAUGUGCGGUAUUGGGUCCUGCGCUUAAGAUCUCACCCUUUAUUACGGAACCUCUCGAAAAAAGAGGGUGGGCAUUCCAGGAGUCUAUCAUGUCCCGCAGGCUACUUAGAUACGGUACUUCGGGGAUGUCGUGGAAGUGCCAUAGUUGUGAAUACCACGAAAAUGUGACUCAGCCUCUGCAGCCGAGCAAUAUCGCAUAUUUUGCGGCAGGCCGUAAAGAGAUGGCGAGACAGUUGCAUGAGAGAUGGACACGAGUUGUGGAAUCAUACAGUGCGACACAUGUCACAUAUAAGUCCGACAGACUUCCAGCCAUUGCGGGGCUUGCUGGAAUCAUACGUGAUGAAAGUGGUAUUCCCUUUCAGCGGCGCUACCAUUUUGGUGUAUGGGAAGAUAAUCUCGUGCAACAGUUGUUGUGGAGGCAUGAAGGGUGCUUGAUCAAUGACAAAUGGGUGUAUGAGCGGCAGACCGACUAUCGUGCACCGUCUUGGUCCUGGGCUUCCGUGGAUGGCGUGGUCAACUUUUUGAGACCUGACCCUUUGGCGCCUGCAGGCAAGAUCGAAACCCUGCAUUUCAAAGGUUCCUCGCUUUUCUUUCGGGGGCAGAUGGCUUGGGCACGCAGUCUGCGACUCCAGACCAGAGCUCAAUCGACGGGGCUAGUCGAGACACAUGAACCUUGGCGACACCUGGAUGCCUAUUUCGAUACUUACCUCGACGACCUUUUAUCAAUACCAUCUGAGCACAAAAAGACGCCCCAAGACGGGCCCCAGGAAUUGAUUAAUGUUUGGCUCCUAUUCUUGAACAAAAGUCAAGGCCUCAUACUUGCCCCCUCUGUGCCCAACUCUGUGCUCAAAUUGGGAGAUUGGAAACUUGUCACGGACGCCGUGCUCAGCCGAAGGGACGCUGUGCUCGGCCGAGUCACAGGCUAUCUAAAUACUCGUAACAGUGAAUCACUCGACGGCUCAAGUAAAUUGGACUACGUAACUUCUAGGAUGCCAUUGUAUCCAAAGUUAGAAUUUCGAAGAAUUGGAGUUUUCUCAGGGUCCUUGUCUCCCAGCGUUUGGAAGACCUACACGCGUCGGGGAUGGAUUGUGUAG
This is a messenger RNA of Pestalotiopsis fici W106-1, 2091 nucleotides long. RefSeq lists its product as uncharacterized. Lineage: Eukaryota; Fungi; Ascomycota; Sordariomycetes; Amphisphaeriales; Sporocadaceae. The transcript is spliced from 2 exons. The record is from RefSeq and is a predicted model, not a curated record. The coding region runs from base 1 to 2091 and encodes 696 amino acids.